CCCUUAGAAUGUUUCGUUCCCACAAUUUGUAAUUUAGUUCAGUCGCUGGCAUCACGCGGAGCGGUCGUGUGUUCCCGAGAAAACCGAACAUAGCGUAAAUUUUUAAUACCCAGCCAAAUCUGAAGGCGUAAAAACCGAAACUUCUUAAUCCCACGUUCCGGUUUUUCCGUAAUUUCGUGCAGUGAUGUGUCAAUAAAUGGAUGUUCAGCACAAAUGUGAACAAUUCGUGGAGAUUUUUUUGUUGUUGUGUUGAAUUUAAUAAGUUUUUUUGAAGUGAACGCGUGCUACGUUCGAGCGGUCGUCGUGAAAAUUAUUUCGACAGAAGCGGCAUGGCAUGAGCGGUGGGGUGGGCGCGACAUGCGGCGCGCGCCGCCCGCGCAACCCGCCGCCGUCGCACUCGCGCUCUCGUUGCUGUUGCGUCUCGUGAACGCCGGAUCAAUGGGCCCCGGAGUGCCUGAGAACAUUACCGUGACGUUCCUGAACCCCACCACGGUGAGGGUUUCCUGGUCCACCACGGCAGACCUCGUGGAGAAAUAUGACGUCACAUACAAGCCUUCCGACGCGAGUUACAGAGUCGUGCUGGAAGUGGCUGGCAACUCGGACGCAGUAAUCCUGAGCGGGUUGGAGGCAGACACGCAGUACCAAGUCACUGUCGCCGCGCUUUGGGGCGGCCAUAAGUACAGAAGUAGACCUAUUGUCUUCCGCACGCUGGAGCCCCCGCGGACGUCUCCGCAGCAGGACGGUGGGCUGGUGGGAGCUACGCCCCGAUCGUCCGUGUCUCCGCCUGAUCCCUCGCCCACGUUUCCCACGAUACGAGGCGUGGAGAUUGGCAUAGUAGUAUUGGUGCUAAUCGUAUGGAUUGGGGCGAUCGCACUGUUCUUCAAUAGAUGGGGAAAGAUCAGAAUGCUGCUGCCAUACCAGCCAGACUAUAAACAGGAACAAUUAAAGGUGCCAGGAAGCAGUGCUUUAGCCGCUGCAGCGGCUGGAGGCACAUGUGGGGCUCAUUCAGCACCAUCUGCGUGUUCGGUAAAUCACAUGCGGUGGUCACACACGCACACACAGAGCUUGGAGUGUGAGGAGCGAUUAUUGGCCCGAUGCAGUCGUCCUCGGGUCAAUUCGGCAAUUUUCGUGUCAGCCGAGCCUGCUGGCGGUUUCCCAGGCUUCGAUGCUGGCGAGUUUCUGAGACGACACGGGUCUCAGUCGAAACUUUGUCGUAAAGCUAGAUCAGCUGACAACAUACCUUUAACAGCAUUAAGUGACUCAUCUGAGAGACUUUGCAAAGGCAAACAUCCGAGAGAGGACACAAUAAACGAAGAAGCCAAAUCUGAUGACAGUAUCAGUGGAAGCGUGGAGACUGUCAAACAUUUCGGUCUACCAAUCCUCUCAGUAUCUGGUCCCUCACCCCCAGACGAAGACUACGACCAGAUAGAUGAGUAUCUGUAGCAUUUCCAUACCAGUUUCCAGCUGAAAUACGUGCUGGAAAAGGUGAGGCCGCCUUGGCCCAGCCCCGCACAAAGUCCCUAAGCUGACGACUAGUUUAGCUUCACUGCACUGGACUACUAUAAACCUUUUCUGUUUGUGAUAGUGUGUGUUUUUGAAUGGCUGGUUCAGACUCUGCGGCGUCACAACGAAUUUCGAAGACUAUCCGCUGAAGUUCUUAUUGUGUGUCUUGAUGAGGGACCAUGGCAUAGCGUGGCGUGUUUCCUUUAAUCCCUAACAUUGAUAUUUUUGUAUCUAAUCUCCUGUGUCUAUUGAGUGUUAAGUAAUCGAUUAGACUUUUAAAUCACUUUGAUAGCGUAAGGACUGCACAAUAACUUUACUAAAUAUACUAAUAUUAUUAACAGUGCCACUUUUAACUUUAUUGGAAGUGUCUAUAACAUUAUUAUAAGCAAUCUUAAUGUAAGUAUUAUCUAAACUAUCUUGUAUAAAAUAAUAAUCUGCAGUGUCUUAGAAUUUUUCAUUUAAUUUAGUUGCUAAUUCACUGUGAGUAUAAUUAUAAUGCAUAUAAGGUUUUGUAUCGCAUGUAGGUAUGGAAAGAUUUUGCAUGUAUUUAGUAUAAUUAUGUAGUGGUAGAAUCUAUGAAAUGAUUUGAAGGUUGAACUUUGGUCCAAUGAAAUGUAUUACCUGCACAUGGUGUGUUAGAAUGUAAGGUUGUAUUGGUAAGGGGAUUCUGUGUGAUGGGAAGUAAUUGUAGAGCUCUGUAAAGUAAUAUAAAAGUGUGUAACAUAGUAUAUCGUAGUCGACUUUGAUACUAUCCUAACCUUCAACUGUGUCCUUUCUUUUACCUAAAACAAAACUAAUAUUUCUCCCUUUAAUACUUUGUAUAUUUUUCUCAAAUUCCUUAAUUUUGAUUUUUUUAUUUCCAUAUCAUGAAAUUGCAAAAUGUUUUGGACAUGUCAAUUAGAUCUCGAUAUAUACUUAAUUAUUAUUUGGUUAACAUUAAUUCGUAAUUUUGUAAAUAAUUAGGUACGUUGAAGGCACUAAUUAUUAUUAAAUAAAAAAAUGGAUAUACUUAGUCUAUAUUUCUAUAAUGUAAUGAAAAACUAUUGGUUUUCUAAAUGUAUGAAUCUGAACUGGUGAUUAGGGACCAGAUGGACAGGACAUGUCACAGUAGGCCUUAAAUCCAAAUCACGGAGUUUUUCCAAAAUCCUAUAUAAAUAAUAUUUUGAAAUUAAUAAUACCUAUUUCAAAGCUAAGACUAUAUUAUUCCCUCCACUAUGUAUAGAUUAUCCUUCAUCAAUUUUUAUAGUAGUGUGGUGCACAUGACUUAGGUGUUACUAUUCCUGGCAUGAACAAUGGCCAGAUUUUCACGUGGUGCGGGUAAAGUCAAAGUCAAAGCUUUUAUUUCAACUAAACCAUAAACAAGUACUUUUGAAACGUCAACAAAUAAAGAAUAUUGUAAGUUUUGUGUAUAGUAAAAAAAGGAGUAUGUAUAUUUUUUUGCCCGAUUAUCAGCCAGCCAAACACAAGUGUGGCUGAACCAUUUUUUCAGCGUAGUAUUUUUCAAGCUUAAGAAAAGGUAAUUGGCAUUAUUAAAAAAAAUAAGGCGAUAAAUAAAUUUGAAGGCGGUUCUCUUUGCUUAUUUCUUUAGUUAAAUGUCAUCUGAGUGGAAAGAAAAAUUGAAGAACAAAAGUAAAUCAUGAAAAUGACCUUAAAUAAUAUAUAAUGAUAAAUAAUGAGAACAUUAUUAUAGAACAUAGUACGCAAAUUACUUGUCCCACCUUAUAAAAUUCUGGCCAUUAUUCGUACCGAGAAUCAACAUGAGUUUAAUUUUAAUUUACUCACCAAACGAUUUCUUUUCAUUUUAAAAUGUAGAUCCACAUCGCGGAACUCCGUUUCAAACGCUUUAGACAUUAGUAAAUAAAAAUUAGAUUCGCCAUUUUGAAAAUAAAUCUUCAUCUCAUAUCUUUAUAGUUAUAAAACCCUUCCGAAAAUCAGUUUCAAUAAUAAAUGUAUUUAAUAGUAAAUAAUAUAGUCGUCAAUUUUAAUCUGAAAUCGUAGAUACACAUGGAUAUUGUACUUUUUGAUUGAUAGAUUUAGUAGAAUAAUUAUUACUAUAGAAAACUGUACAGACCUUAUUCAUGGUUUCUGUAAGAAUCAAUUUGUAGUCUAUAUUAUAAGAAAGAUAGAUAUCUCGUAUUUACAAAACUUUAUCAUAGUAGAUAAUGAAAUACGAAAAAUACUUAGAAUUAAAAAGAUAUUCCUAGUUUAUUAAAAACAUAGUACACUUUAAAUUAAAUAAUAAUGAAAUAUUUUGAAUCGAUUGCUGUUCUAAAAAAUCAUAUCGCAAAUCGAUUUUCGUGUGUAAAUUUAGUGGUGAAAAAAGAACAUUGUUUAUUUGUCAAUUCUGAAUCGUUUUAAAAAACUGUAUUUGAAUUUGAUCUUUUAAUGUUUUUCAUUAAAAUCUGUGUAUGAUCGAAGUUGUCUUGUGCCAAUCUUGAUGUUUCUCUAUUCCUUUAUUCUUUUACAUAUUUAAUUUUUAUUUAAAUAUUUGCUAAAUUUAAAUUUAGAGCAUUAAUUUUUGAAGCCAUUUAUGUUUUUGAUAUCUAUGAUAACUGUCAAAAUAAUCGAUUUAUUCUUUGUCAUUAUUCGGUAUAAAUCGAUUCUAUUCUUUAUUUAUUUUCUCGAUUCGACGAUGUUCUAAAAUUAAUAUAUUUAAAGCUAAAGGUUUAGACGUUACACCAUUAAAGUUAUUUUGUAAUUUUAAAUUAUAGUGUAGCUUUUACAUGAUAUUAGAAUGCAUACCAUAUUUAGAAUUUUAUUAAUUAAAAGUUGUACAUAUCUCUGAACGAUCACUAUUGUUAUAAUUAUAAAUGCUCAUAAUUUUAAUGUACAUUAAAAUGGUCUAUUAAGUAUAUUGUACAAUUACUAUUUACAUCCCUACGUCUAUUUACUAUCACGAUGAAAUAAAAUUUUAAAAAUCUUA
Molecule: messenger RNA, 4426 nt
Organism: Spodoptera frugiperda (fall armyworm)
Lineage: Eukaryota; Metazoa; Arthropoda; Insecta; Lepidoptera; Noctuidae
Exons: 9
Coding region: 358-1443 (361 amino acids)
Molecular function (GO): protein binding
Source: RefSeq, a predicted model, not a curated record